CCCAAAUUAUUGGGCUUCUUUUGUAUGUUUCGAAGUGGUCUACUUAUUCCCUCUUCCCAAUUCAACACUUCCUGCGCUCUCACAAUCUCCUUGCGAAAUCAAGAUGGCAUUAAGAGGAGUUUGGCAACUUCAAAAGCUGAUUGUAAGCUAUUGUGAUUGGGGAGGGAGUAGUAGGGGCAUCAGGGCGUUUAUGGAGUCGCAAUUACCAACAUUCAAAGAGAAAAACCCUCAGUUGGAGUUGGUUACUGAACUCAUCCGUGGACAGCAUCCACUUUUGAAGGGCUUUUACAAGAACAAAAACGAGCGGGUGAUAUGUGUGAAGAACAUGACUCCAGAAGAUAUCCUUCUUCAUGCUACAAGGCUGAGGAAUGCUUUGGGAAGAAAAGUGGUGAAAUUGAAAACAAGGCAUGUAACUAAACACCCUAGUGUGCAAGGUACAUGGACAACUGACGUGAAAUUUUGAGACACAGUAGUACUAGUUCAAAAUUUUGCCAGUAUGUUGCUUUGUUCUAUUUUGCCGUGAUGGCAACUACUGAAACAGUGCCUGCUUGGAGGUAAAUGAAACUGCUCGGUUUUGCACCAGCAUAAUGAUGUUUGAAUCAUUAAACAUGGUUCAAAAACUGUCUUUGCAUGUUUGAUGAGUUUGAAAGCAUUGUAAUAGCUGUUUGGACCUAAUAUUUAACAAUUAUCCGCUAAUUCUUAAGGUAAAGACCACAGUAGAGAUUCUUGAUGAGAAGUACCUUUGCUUAAGGACUAUAUUUCAUAAAAGUGGUUGCCACAUACACUCUUUUAUUUACACAAUUAAACCCAAAAUUGGAAGCAAGAC
This is a messenger RNA of Durio zibethinus, 826 nucleotides long. RefSeq names its product large ribosomal subunit protein mL43-like. Gene Ontology annotation, molecular function: structural constituent of ribosome. Gene Ontology annotation, biological process: mitochondrial translation. NCBI's taxonomy places the organism in Eukaryota, Viridiplantae, Streptophyta, Magnoliopsida, Malvales, Malvaceae. The record is from RefSeq and is a predicted model, not a curated record. Gene Ontology annotation, cellular component: mitochondrial large ribosomal subunit.